UCAUCGCUGACGGCUGCGUGGCAGAGAAACAGAGAGCUUGGCAGAGACUAGAGAGGAGGAACGAGCUCGAAUACCGAAGACCAGAAUUCGUGAAGCUAGGGAAGUAUGAGUGGAUCACCUGGAACAAAGUCGAUGGAGGUAAAGCCAUCAAUCAAUUUGAGUGGUACAGCCAAGGAUGCAAAAGAAGCACCACCACUUGGCCUGGUUGAUAUAGGUGAAAGUCAGCGUGCUUACAUUUUUCGGGUUUCCCUACCUGGUGUCUGUAAACCUCAAUGCAAUGUAAAGCUCGAUGUGCGUGUUGAUGGGAGAGUUGAAAUCGAAGGACUUGUCCAAGACAGCGACUUUUUUACCAAUCAUGCCAGCAACAAGUACAAGCCCAAGGUCCAAGAACUAGCCCCACCUGGAAACUUCAACGUCUCCUUUAACUUACCUGGACGUGUGGACCCCAGGUUGGUCUCACCAACUUUCCGGAACACCGGUAUACUUGAAGUAGUCGUGAUGAAACACACUUUACCCCACACUCAACCGGUUAACCCGGGUACCCCCGUCUCUACUCACCUCUAGUUUGUUACUUCUGUUUUCUUGGGACUCAAUUUUGAGUCAACUAUAUAUUAACGAGCCUGGUUUUAGUUGUAGAUGUAGUCGUAUGUUAUCUAUCCUUAUGACUAUGGUUGUUAUUGCUAUGUUGUAACAUUAACUUUGCUUUUUGCCGCAUUUCAGAUCAUCAUUGUCAAUGUUUCUGUGU
Messenger RNA from Cynara cardunculus var. scolymus (artichoke), 745 nucleotides. Its product is annotated as increased DNA methylation 3-like. The transcript is spliced from 3 exons. The coding region runs from base 106 to 564 and encodes 152 amino acids. Gene Ontology annotation, cellular component: nucleus. NCBI's taxonomy places the organism in Eukaryota, Viridiplantae, Streptophyta, Magnoliopsida, Asterales, Asteraceae. The record is from RefSeq and is a predicted model, not a curated record.